CGUGAGCGUGGUGGUUUAGCUGGAAACGCCAGAGAUGGGUGGUAGAGGCCGGCCGAGAAAGAAAGAUCCGCCACCUAAGGGUGGUGCUGCAACAAAAAUAAUAGAUCUGAAAGAUGAAAAAGGGGAGCAAAAUAGCAUCUCGGUUGAGGAAACCAACAAAGAGCAAACUGAGGUCGUAAAGCUUGUUGCUCGCGAUCCAAACCAGAUGGGUCUCAAAAUUGAGGAAUCAGGGCGUUUGAGUCCAGAUUUAGGGGAGAAAGAAGGGGACGCUGAAGAAAUUUUGCUAGAUCUAGCAGUUUCGACGCAAGGCCAAAGGAAUAGCAGAUUCAAUGCUGGUCCCAAGGAUGGAAGAGCAGAUAAGGGGAAGAGCGAAGCCGGCCCUGUGGAAGGGAAAGUAGCAAAGGGGAAGCAGGGAGUGCGCUCGGAGACUCAACCUUUUGUCAUCCAGAUGAAGCAACCGUCUUGUGAAAAGGACGCUGGUUCUACAUCCGGGAAUAGGGAUAUAAGUAAAGGAUGGGAUUUGCAAUACAUAAAACCUCAAGAUCCAAUUGGUGCUGUGGUUAUUACUGAGGAUGAGUGGGUUAAAGGGUCAAAGAUUUGGGAGAAUGCUCUUGUUGGGUAUGUUCUGCGAUCUAAACCUGAUUUUAAGGAUGUUGUUAAUUAUGUGAAUAACAAGUGGAGGGAAUUCCAGAACCCUGAGAGCUUAGGAAAGCUAGCAAGCUAUGUGGGAGUUCCUAUUGCAACUGAUGCAUUAACAGCUAAAAGGCAAAGAGUGGCUUAUGCUCGUAUGCUAGUAGAGAUGGAAAUCAAGGACACUUUGCCCCGUGUAGUUCCUAUUAUUGGUCCUAAGGGUGUAUUCCAGCAGCCUGUGGUCUAUGAAUGGGAGCCUGUCAGAUGUGUGCACAGUGCUACUAAUUUAGCAAAUGUGAAGCAGAGUACACUUUCACGUCCUUCUAGAAAGCUGAUAGUGGAAAGAAAUGAGCAAAGUCCAAUGCAACUAGAAGUGGGAGCUAUGAAGUCAGUGAAUCUGCAGAGUGAGACUAGUAUUGGCACAGGGGAUAAAGAGAUGAUGCAAAAGGCAGUAGGGGGAGAAUCUUCUGUAAAUUUGAGGGUGAUUGAAGUAAUACAAACAGACCAAUUGCUACAUGUUGAAGUAUGCUCUGCAGUUAGGGAUGUUAAAUUUUUGUGCACAAUUGUCUAUGCUUUUAAUACUUUUGAUGGUAGAGUAGCAUUAUGGGAUCAAGUUAGAGCUCUAGAUGUUGAAAAUGUGCCAUGGAUAAUUUCUGGAGAUUUUAAUACAACUCUAAAUUAUGGUGAAAGGGUGAAGCCUAGUGGAGUUGUUUGGGGAGAUACCUCUGAGCUCAAGGAUUUUGUCAGUAGAAUGGAGGUUUUUGAUUUGCAAUUUUCAAGUGCUUUCUUCACUUGGAGUAAUAAGCAAGGGGAAAAUGACAGGUUGUGGUGCAAGCUGGACAGGGUAAUGGCUAAUUCAACAUGGGUUAGUACAUUUCCAAAUACUUCUGUUGUCUUUCUAAAUCCACAAUCCUCAGAUCACUCACCCUCUUUAGUGAUUGUGGAUGAAUUGAUGAACGAGAAACCAAGGCCAUUUAGAUUCUGCAAUGCUUGGGCUAAGGAUGAAAACUUCCUUGAUCUGGUUAGGGAAGGUUGGAGUGUGGAUAUUCAGGGAUGCCCUAUGUUUGUUGUAGUGCAGAAAUUGAAAUUGGUGAAACAGAAGAUGAAGCAGCUGCAUAAAAAUAGAUAUGGAAACUUGGGGGGAAGAAUAAAAGAUAUGGCAGCAGAGCUACAAAAUGUUCAAGCUUCCAUGCAUAAUGCUUUAUUUGAUGAGACUUUGGCUGCAAAAGAAAAGGAACUUCAACAUGAAUUAACUAAGCUUGAGAGAGCAAAUCUGUCCGUAAUUGCCCAGCGAGCUAAAGUAACUUGGCUAAAGGAAAUGGACUCUAAUUCUGCUUAUUUUCAUGCCAAAGUAAAGGAGAGGCAGCAUAGAAGUGUUAUUAACUCCAUCCCUGAACAGGGUAGAGUGUUAACUAUUGAAGAGUUAGAAGAGUUAUGCAGGCCAUUUACUGCUAAGGAAGUGGAGACUGCUCUAUUUUCAAUUCCUUCUAACAAGUCACCAGGGCCUGAUGGAUUCACUUUAGGGUUCUAUAGAGUAGCCUGGUCAAUAAUUAAAAAUGAUGUCACGGCUGCUGUGUUGGAUUUCUUUGAUAGUGGGAAAAUCCUCAAGCAAAUUAAUGCCACCAAAUUACUAUUGUUUCGAAGGUGAGUUGCCCAAAUGGUGUCAGUGACUAUAGGCCAAUAGCUUGUUGUAAUGUCAUCUACAAGGUGAUAUCAAAGCUUUUAACCUAGAGGAUUAAUGAAGUGCUGAGCAUGCU
Rubroshorea leprosula is the source of this 2387-nucleotide messenger RNA. Lineage: Eukaryota; Viridiplantae; Streptophyta; Magnoliopsida; Malvales; Dipterocarpaceae. The record is from the annotation of a GenBank genome assembly.